Prorocentrum cordatum is the source of this 1245-nucleotide messenger RNA. The record is from the annotation of a GenBank genome assembly. NCBI's taxonomy places the organism in Eukaryota, Dinophyceae, Prorocentrales, Prorocentraceae.
AUGCCAGGCGAAGCGGCGGCGGCGGCGUCAGGCGCAGCAGGGGGUGCAGCCAUGGUGGGCGCUUUCGCCGCUGGACCAGCGUGGGCGGGCAAGAGGGGGCUCGCGGCGGCGACGGACCAGAACGACCCCAACAAGCAGUUUAAGAGCAAGGGCGCGGGCAAGGGCAAGGACUGGGACAGGGUGGGGCAGAUCGCGGUCACCUCGGCCAAGCUGGCGCUCGUAGUCGCCAAAGACGUACAGGACCAGCGGGCCGCAGUGUACGAGGCCUGGGAGAUGGGCGCAGCCAAGCCGCUCCCCACGUUCGCCAUUCAAGCAGGCCAGCAAUGCGUCGCCGACGCCAAGGAGCUGACGGAGCAACACAUGGUGGACAGCCAGACCGACGCGGCGGCCCUCGGCCCGCCGCACCUGAUGAUCGCAGCGGCGACGAUCAAAGGGCUGGCGACCCUGGUGGGCCCGGAAGCCAAGAAGGUGCUCGAGGAGUUCUGGCGCACGGUGGUCUGUGCGGAGGGGUCGGAGCCGCUGGGCAGCUGCAUCGCCCACUUCCAGGCGAAGAAGAACAAGGCCCCCAACGAGGAGGAGAAAGUGCGGCUAAUCUUUUCCUUCGACUUGCACGAGCGCAACAUGAAGCUGAUUCGGGGCAUCAUCAUCGCCGAGAUCAAGAGAGACGGAGGCCAGCGGAAGCUGGGCGAAGCACCGCGGGGGCCACUCCAGCGCGAGCUGAACCGCCUCCUCGUGGGAGAACCAGUUCCACAGGUUCAGACGCGAGCCCGACUCGUGACGCCAGACUUGAGCCAGAGCAGCCAGAGCCGAGGGGCCCCGCGCUCGGCGCCGCCCGCGUUUCGCGACAGUCAGCGCUACCGAGCUCUGGAGACCGCGGGCUUCCUGAGUGCCGCUCCUGCUCCUAGUCAGCCAGUGCCAGAGGAGGAAGAGGACGCGGCGCACGCGGCCGAGGGCGACGCGUGUGCGGACGCCGGCGCCGAGGGCGCCGACCCCGCAGGGGCGGAGCGGGAGCCCGUGGGCGCCUGCGGCGCCUGGGAGCCCUGCCCGGCGGGAGGCCCGGCGCCCGCCCCGGUGGCGGACGAGGGCGAGCCCGACGAGCUGGUGCCGGACUGGAAGCGCAGGAGCGAGCGGACGGGCGUGAGCAUCUUCGGCGUCCUGGCUCCCAAGAAGGCGGGGGCGGCGCCAGAUGGCGCGCCGGCGGCGGCGCCGCAUCCGCUGCUGGCGCCGUCCUACGUGAGCAAGGCG